AUGGGUAACCGUGCCGCACUCGCCGCAGGGGCAACCAACGAGAGGUUGCCACGUCAAGCGGAAAAGCAGGGACGACGGUAUAAUGCAAUGAUCUAUGAUGCACUAUCAACCCUCAAGGAUCCAAAUGGAUCAAGUACUAGUGCAAUCGUUUGUUUCAUUGAGAAAAGGCAUGAGGUACCCCCAAAUUUUAGGAGGUUAUUAACUGCAAGGUUACGAAGGCUUGUUGCACAAGAGAAACUUGAAAAGGUCCAGAACUGCUAUCGACUUCGGAGGGAGGUACUGAGUGGAACCAAGGGCCCAAUACCAAAGCCCAAAGAGAACUGGCCCAGGCUAUCCAGCCCAUUCAACAGCCAUCUUGGUGAAACACUAGAAGAAGCAGCCGUUGCGGCUGCCUAUAAAGUCGCAGAAGCAGAAAACAAGUCGUUUGUGGCGGCAGAAGCUGUCAAAGAAGCUGAAAGGGUCUCCAAAAUGGCUGAAGAUACUGAAGCUUUUCUACAGCUGGCCAAAGAGGUCUACGAAAGAUGUUCGCGUGGUGAAGUGGUGAUGGUGGCAUAG
Helianthus annuus (common sunflower) is the source of this 555-nucleotide messenger RNA. RefSeq names its product telomere repeat-binding factor 5. The transcript is spliced from 5 exons. The record is from RefSeq and is a predicted model, not a curated record. Gene Ontology annotation, cellular component: nucleosome. Lineage: Eukaryota; Viridiplantae; Streptophyta; Magnoliopsida; Asterales; Asteraceae. Gene Ontology annotation, biological process: nucleosome assembly. Bases 1 to 555 code for a protein of 184 amino acids. Gene Ontology annotation, molecular function: double-stranded telomeric DNA binding.